Messenger RNA from Nomia melanderi (Alkali bee), 1573 nucleotides. It is a transcript of the gene parvin, whose product is annotated as beta-parvin. NCBI's taxonomy places the organism in Eukaryota, Metazoa, Arthropoda, Insecta, Hymenoptera, Halictidae. The record is from RefSeq and is a predicted model, not a curated record. Gene Ontology annotation, molecular function: actin binding. Gene Ontology annotation, cellular component: cytoplasm; actin cytoskeleton; focal adhesion. Gene Ontology annotation, biological process: establishment or maintenance of cell polarity regulating cell shape; substrate adhesion-dependent cell spreading; cell projection assembly.
UGUUUAUGUUUAUGUUUAUUAUUACGUAGUAUUAUAAAAUGAAAUUCAUAGUAGUUAAAAAUGCUGUAGUUGACAAUCGUUAUCGCGUAAUGUUAGUUAAGAAGAAUUUAACGGGGAAAAUGACAUCAUUAUUUUCAGUUACAAUUCCCGAUAGUUGAAAUAGGGUUUACAACUCUGAAUGCUCGUUCGGUAGUUGACGUACAGAUGUAAAGUUGCGGACGACUUUCGAGUUGAAUUAUGGCGUCUCCGCGCCCGAAGUCGCCGCGACCACCAAUUUCUGCAAAGAAGGAUGAAAAAGAAGAGAGUUUUUGGGAUAAAAUUGGAACAUUGGGUCGAAAGAAGCGUAUCAAAGAAGUGCAAGAAGUGCAAGAAGAGGGAAAAUAUGCUAUUGACUCGCCAGGAUAUGCGGCUAACCCAGAGAUGCCACCAGAGGAGUAUGCGCUCGACGAAAAUGAGGAACGUUCCAUGAUAGAACCCAGGUCUAUGGAGGAUUCGAAGCUCAAAGAGCUGAUAUUCGUGUUAAUUGAAUGGAUUAACGACGAAUUGGCGGAUCAACGUAUUAUUGUAAAAGAUAUCACUGAAGAUCUUUACGAUGGACAGGUAUUGCAGAAACUUUUAGAAAAAUUGACAGGAAAGAAGCUAGAUGUUCCUGAAGUAACUCAAUCAGAGGAAGGACAAAAACAGAAAUUGGCGGUUGUUUUAUCCAGCGCUAAUCGUGUUCUGGGUCGUUACCCACCUUACAAAUGGAGCGUGGAAUCGGUUCAUUCGAAAAAUAUUGUCGCUAUUUUGCACUUGUUGGUUGGUUUGGCGAGACAAUUUCGCGCACCAGUCCGAUUACCAGAAAGAGUGGCUGCACAGGUUGUCGUUGUACGGAAAAAAGAUGGUCAAUUGAUACAUAGAACAGUUAGGGAAGAAAUUACAUCGACGUACGAUGACUUGGGGAUGCGCUGUGAGCUCGACGCUUUUGACGAGCUUUUUGACCAUCCAGCCGACAAGCUUGCCGUCGUUAAAAAGUCACUAAUUAACUUUGCCAAUAAACAUUUGAGUAAAGUACAUUUGGAAGUGACAGAUUUGGAUACGCAAUUCCACGACGGAGUUUUUUUGACUCUUUUACUUGGACUUCUCGAGGGUUUCUUCGUCCCUUUGGGAAGCUUUCAUUUGACUCCUAAAACGCACGAUCAAAAGGUCCACAACGUUUCGUUUGCUUUUGACAUUAUGCAAGACAUCGGACUGCCAAAGCCGAAAGCCCGACCAGAAGAUAUCGUAAAUUUGGAUUUGAAAUCAACAUUACGCGUAUUGUAUAACUUGUUUAGCAAGUACAAGAGUAUGAACUGAAGGAGAGAACGUUAUGACGACAAAGGAAGUACAAGCGAUUUGAAAUGAUCAAACGACCAAUACCAUGAUUAUGGACAUUAACAUACUAACCAAAGAAUAUAUCCAAGACGCGGAUGAACAAUGCGGUGUCAUUGACAUUCGAAAAUUGUAUACUUACAGAAGGAAUAUGACGCAUCAAGAAAAUAUAUUGUUUAACAUUUCCAAUUGUAUUCGACAGUCUGUUGUUUUCUUUUUCGUU